AUGUCCCAUUUUCGUAAACGAUGUGUCUUGUUUGUUUUGGCGAGUGCCCUUGUACUGUUAGUUCUCUACGCUAAUACGAGGGACGCUCUUUGGUCAAAUGACGAUAUUGAAGAGACACCUGUCGAGAAAGACAACCGUUCUUUUUUUGCCGAUGGAAUGGAGGAGUCAUUAGAACCGGAUUUGGGCUGGAGUGGAACCAUCUGUGAUGGCGGUUCGUGGCUAAACCACAGCAAACUGCGUCAAUACUGUCAACACCCUGCUGUUUUAAGUGUGGCUGUUUCUCCCGUGUACUGUGAGAUGAUUCUGCGCCCCGGUCCGCCUCCGUGUGGGUUUUACGUUGGGGGUGUGUUCCGGAAGCCACUGAAGCUGCUCUCAUUAGAUGCACUGAAACAGCAGCUGCGUGGGGAGCCUGAGGCGUGUUUUUCCCCGGCGACGUACAACGGUCCGCAGAGCAACGCAACGCUUGUUGCCUCCGACAUUGGUAAUGCCUCAGACGCUGUGUUUGAGGUUCGGCCAGCUGCAUGCCCGAGCUAUCGUUACUUCAGUCCGCGUGUGGCGCUGUCAAUACUGCACCAUGCGAGCAUUGGUCGCAACGGGCGUGGGGCUCUUAUUACUGGUGACUCGAUGGUGCGUCAGGUGUUAUUAAGACUGAUGUUCUUUCUUCGGGGUGAGGAGGUAUUCUCUGAGCGUCACUUUCAGCGUGACGUCCUGUACGUUGUAUAUGAGGACCGUGAUGAGUUUAUUUUCGAAUUGGGAUGCCAGCACAACAAUCUUCUAAAAAAGUACUAUCCUGGGUACAGGCCACCUUCUGGAAGCAGUAGUUGUCCUCAUGCAGCUCCGCUGGGUGGGCGUGUGGUAGCCAUUUUUCUGUAUCUGUGGGAUCCGUUGUUGCACAAAUUCCGUGAAGAUGCACUGCUGAUCAAGGAUCCCCCUGUGCACAUUUCUUCCUUUAUGUACUGGUUUUUCCAUGAGUUUGAUCGCCCUGAUAACAUUGAUAAAUACUUUUCCCGCAUUCGAAGCCGUGCUGGUGGUGCAGUGUCAAAUCGCACUGCUUUUUCAGACUUUCUGUAUUACACGACCCCUUUUACCAGUAAGAUAUCGUCCCAUUGUAUCCCUGAUAACGUGCGCGUUGCGAGGAAUGCACGUAUGUGUAAGCUGAUAAAAGAGAUGGACGGCAAAACGUCUAUAGGUAGAGGAGAAGGACAGAGAAUGUCAUUGGUGGACUUUGCUGCCAUAACAGAUGCGCGACAUGUAGAGCGGGUCGUUGACAAAAUGCAUUUUAUGUGUGAUUUUGAGCCAGGGUACCCCAAUGUUGUGAUGAGGCAUAAAGUUGCACAUAUUAGCUGCAGGGAUUCUAUGAACUUAGCGUUGCUGCAGUGGACGCUGCGUCUUCUGUGGGCCCGUGGUUUUGCACCAUAA
Messenger RNA from Trypanosoma theileri, 1419 nucleotides. RefSeq lists its product as uncharacterized. NCBI's taxonomy places the organism in Eukaryota, Euglenozoa, Kinetoplastea, Trypanosomatida, Trypanosomatidae. The coding region runs from base 1 to 1419 and encodes 472 amino acids. The transcript has a single exon. The record is from RefSeq and is a predicted model, not a curated record.